Molecule: messenger RNA, 648 nt
Organism: Venturia canescens
Lineage: Eukaryota; Metazoa; Arthropoda; Insecta; Hymenoptera; Ichneumonidae
Product: 60S ribosomal protein L22-like
Exons: 4
Coding region: 132-551 (139 amino acids)
Biological process (GO): cytoplasmic translation
Cellular component (GO): ribosome
Molecular function (GO): RNA binding; structural constituent of ribosome
Source: RefSeq, a predicted model, not a curated record
UUAUCAGCGCGUCGGAAGCCUUCUAUUGGCGAGCGAAUACCCAAUCAGCUGAGAGUAAACUGGCGUGCAGUGUCGCCCUCAAGUAGUCAUUUCUUUCUUUUAUCUUUCACCGCGAGUCGGCGAUACGCAACAUGGCUCCUGUACCAGCGAAAAGGGCAAAAGGUACGAUGGGCAAAAAACAGCACCUCCGAGGUAAGGGCCAGAAAAAAAAGGUUGCCCUUAAAUUUACCAUCGACUGUACCCAUCCAGUUGAAGACAACAUUAUGGAUGUUGCCAAUUUCGAAAAAUACCUUCAAGAGAGAAUUAAGGUCAAUGGCAAAACUGGCAACUUUGGAAACAAUGUUACCUUGGAACGCAACAAGAUGAAAUUGUCUGUCAACAGUGAUGUCGACUUUUCCAAAAGGUACCUCAAGUAUUUGACGAAAAAAUACUUGAAGAAGAACAAGUUGCGUGAUUGGCUCAGAGUGGUCUCUAAGGACAGAGAUACCUAUGAACUCAGGUACUUCCAAAUAACAAGUCAGGAAGAUGACGAUGAAGAAGAUGCAGAAUAAGUGAUUUUCACUUUCACUACGUUUAUUAGCUCGAUGCUAACUGAAGCUAUUUUCUGUGAAAUACGUGAAUUAAUAAAUGACAUCUCUUAUACUGUUA